GAAAACGUCAUUAAGCACGCGGAGCUGUCCGGGGUCCUGAAUCUUUAGCAGCGCUCAGAAACAAACCGAGAGUGAGGAAGCGCGCUAGCAACAAAUGGUCAAUUAUUAUAGAGAGCGAUUACCAGACACUAAAUGGUGUGAUAACAGCUCGUUUAGAGUUCAUAACGUGAGUUUUACAGUCGAAUCAAGACGAAGACAAAGCUGCAUGAGAUUUGACUAUUUAGUGAGCUUGUGGAGAUAAACGAUGUGUUAAACUGAGGCGAAGAAAAGCAUACAAAGGAAGAAUUAUUGUAUCAAAAACAUCGAAUCAGUGGAGACGUACACAUGGUUCAGAAGAGGACACGUACAGCGGCGUUUUGAAAUGGAAAGGGGAAACUAAUAACAUUUCAUAGUGGAGAAAACGGCGAACUGUAAUUGUGCUGCUUACUGCUAGUGUAGUAUUGUUAUUAUUUUUCACGAUGGACAAGAUGCUACCGGCCCGCGAAGCGGCCAAAAUCUACCACACGAACUACGUGAGAAACGCCCGGGCGAUAGGCGUCCUUUGGGCGAUUUUCACCGUAUGCUUUGGCAUCAUAACAGUGGUCUGCUUCAUACAGCCAUACUGGAUAGGGGACAGCGUGAACACGGCUCAGGCGGGCUACUUUGGUCUGUUUCACUACUGUAUCGGCAAUGCCCUGACCUCGGAGCUGACGUGCAAAGGAAGCCCGCUGGACUUUGCCACGAUUCCCUCUAGCGCGUUCAGGACCGCUAUGUUCUUCGUGGGGAUCGCCAUGCUCCUGAUCGUGGGCUGUAUUGUGUGCUUCGGGCUCUUCUUCUUCUGUAACUCCGCCACAGUUUACAAAAUCUGCGCCUGGAUGCAGCUGGCCUCGGCGGCGGGGCUGGUGAUCGGGUGUCUGAUCUACCCGGACGGCUGGGACUCGGACGAGGUGAAGCGGAUGUGCGGGGACAAGACUGACAAGUACACCCUGGGAGCCUGCACCGUGCGCUGGGCGUACAUCUUGACCAUCAUCGCCAUCCUGGAUGCACUCAUCCUCUCCUUCCUGGCCUUCGUGCUGGGAAACCGGCAGGACAACCUCCUGCCAGAGGACUUCAAGGUGGAGAAUAAAGAAGGGGCUCAUGCCUAGAACCCAGUUGCUAUGGAUUACCAGUGAAUUGGGUCUGAAUAUCUUCCAGUAGGCUGCUCUUCCACCACAGAUCCCCUUCACUGGCCCAGGGACCAAACUGGUGCUCCUUGCCUCAUUGUAAAUCGGGAGGCGAGUGUGUCCUGUUCCAAACUGAAUAUUUUGAACGAGUCAGACAAGUUUGAGAAUAAAAAAUGUAGGUCUGACACCUGCUCAGUUAAAAUGACCUUAAUAUCAAUUGCAGAAGGAAUGUAAACAUAUGUGUGUGUGUGUUUAUUUGUUAUGUACAAAGGGUGUUUCAAGCUCAACAGCACCACCUGGUGUUCUGUGGCAGGAUUGAAAUGAUGUUAUUUUGACUUGGUUACAGCACACCGCUUGCUCUUUUUGAAGAUUACAAACAUGCAUACUGGUUCUAAAAUGUGGAUAAACACUGAAGAGAAUUACAUCGUUCACAGCUUAAAAAGUGAGUGUAAUCGUUGAAAUGUUUUUGCUUACGAUUGUAAGUCGCCCUGGAUAAGGGCGUCUGCUAAGAAAUAAAUAAAUAAUAAUAAUAAAAGCUGUGUGCAAGUCAUCUCAUUCCAGUUUUUAUCAAGUUCCUUGCAAGUCGGGUUGACGCUUGUAUUUCUGAAUUGUAAAUAUUUCUUAACUUGCCUGCUAAAUAUAUGUCCAAACCCUAAAGUGUUCUCUUAGUGAAUAUGUAUAGGCAACACAGCAGGUUUAUUCAAUCCAUUGCCCGACCCGUUCAGGAGACGAGGUAGGGUUCAGGCUCAGUGUUAAAGCAGCGGUGAUUAGCAGUAUUUCAGGGAAGUGUAAAAGGAGCUGGAUCAGCUAUGAAGUGCCCUGUUUAAUUUACCAUUGAAAUACAACACGCGGCUCAUGAGCCAAGGUCAAAAUACCAGCUCUCCACCGUUUUCUUGGGAAGCAUUCCAGUAUAACAAAACCAGCUCAUUUCAAUUGUUGUUUUGUUUGAGUUAAAACAGCUUGAAUGUGACAUUCAUAAUGUUACACUCCUGCUGCUGCGGGUUUCAGAUUUGCAGACACUAACAGAUUGAUGUGGCUUUAUUAUAGGGCAGCAGUGUGGAGUAGUGGUUAGGGCUCUGGACUCUUGACCGGAAGGUCGUGGGUUCAAUCCCCGGUGGGGACACUACUGAUGUACCCUCGAGCAAGGUACUUUACCUAGAUUGCUCCAGUAAAAACCCAACUGUACAAAUGGGUAAUUGUAUGUAAAUAAUGUGAUAUCUUGUAACAAUUGUAAGUCGCCCUGGCUAAGGGCGUCAGCUAAGAAAUAAAUAAUAAUAAUAAUAACAUUUGCCAGGGCCACUGCAUGCUUGAUGAAUAAUGAAUAAUCGAGAAGAGAUUUAUGGUUUAUGCAGGUUAUAUAUAGUGUGUGAUCUAUCUCUCUAUAUAUAACAACAUACAUGCUGCCGCGCAUUAUGAGAACAAAAGAAAUGUAUCACUUAUAUUUGGAUAAAAUUCACUAGAUGUGAUCGAAAAAAUAACUGUUUUAGAGCAGGUGCGGUGACUUUAUUGUGCCAAUUAACAACUGACAUCAAGAUGCAAAAUGAUCACGCCAAUUGUACGAAGGCGCUGCUCUCUUGACAGACAUGGCAAGAUUGUUUUUUUUUUUCUGUGAUUUUCUUUAUUGCUUUUAUUCAAGCUUGCAAUUCAACAGCUGCAAUCACUCCAUAUCCAGUGUCCAAUCAACUGGAUCACUAAUUAGGUGAUUAAGUGCAUAUGCUUCAGUCAUAGUCACUCAAGCGUGUCAUGGUCAAGGGUGAAUGAUCGAGUGAUUAAGAAACCCAAAACAUUUCAUCAAUGCCCAUCAUUUAUAUACCUUAUUUAUUUACAAAAAUAAAUGUGUUAUAAUAGUGAUAAGUUUAUUUUGAUGCUCAGUGUGUGUGUAUAUAUAUUA
Acipenser ruthenus (sterlet) is the source of this 3033-nucleotide messenger RNA. RefSeq names its product LHFPL tetraspan subfamily member 5 protein. The transcript is spliced from 4 exons. The record is from RefSeq and is a predicted model, not a curated record. Bases 459 to 1124 code for a protein of 221 amino acids. Lineage: Eukaryota; Metazoa; Chordata; Actinopteri; Acipenseriformes; Acipenseridae. Gene Ontology annotation, biological process: detection of mechanical stimulus involved in sensory perception; sensory perception of sound. Gene Ontology annotation, cellular component: plasma membrane.